GCCACGUGCUUCUCUCCCUACUGUUACAGGUCGAUAAUCGAACUGAGGAUUUUCUGAAGAAUUCUGUUCUAGUUCAUGGUGUUUAUGUACUAGAAUUCCGUUUUGCUUAUCCAUUAUGUCUUUUGUUUUUCAUUCUUUAUUGUUCUCUUAUCUGAACUGGGCUUCAUCUAGACCUUUUCCGCAUGUUUCAGGAGGUGGCAAAAUUUUUCUGCUCUGUAGCUUUCCACCUUUUGUUUUCUUCCCCGGCUUUCUUAGGUUAAUUUUAUGUUAGUUAAUUGAACAUAGGUUUUUUUUUUUUUUCGUCCUCAACUGUUAGCUUUGAUGGGGUACUCUUUAAAGGUCAUAACUGCAGUUGGUUUCUCACUAUUUCUAACAUGGUUUCUGGUAGAAGUUUUGAUACAUAGAAAAAGGAGAGAUGCAGGAAAUGAAUCGUUAGAGCAAGGAAGUACAAAAAGAAAGUUUACAGUUGCUACGAAGAUGGUUUUUCUUUUGAACGUUUUAAUCUCGGUUUGCUAUCUGGGUUUUUGUUUUUAUGACAUUUGGAAGCUCAAAGCUAUCUCCAUGGAGUCUGUUUUAGAGGCAACAGCUUGGAUUUUAGUGACUUCAUUUGCAGUCUACUCAAAGAAUGGAACAGGCAAAGCAGAAGAGAAGAGCUGGCCUUUGGUCCUUAUUUUCUGGUGGAUCUUCACUAGCGUUCGCAAUGCUUUCUCUGUUGUCGUCUACCUCCUGGCUCAUUACAAAUCCACAGCAUUGCCUGAUUUUGUCCCGGAGGUAAAUAUGGCAGAUAUCGCUUCCUUUCCUUUCUCCAUACUGCUCUGUAUCAGCGCGUUCCGUUCCGGCCAUGGGAAAGGACCCCAAGAGCUCGAACGCCCACUACUUCAAAGAGAGGACGAUCAUGUUUUCGGAGACGCUUUCACAUUAGCCAACGCUGGGAUUUGGAGCCGGUUAACUUUCCGGUGGCUAAACCCUCUGUUUGAGAAGAGCCAGACUCAAAAGCUUCAACUGUCCCACAUUCCUUCUGUUCCUGAAUCCGAAACAGCACAAAAAUCCUCUUUCUUGCUACAAGAAUCACUUCGACUACAGAAAACCAGAGCUUGCUUUCUUCCCAAAGCUACAAUCCGUGCUAGCUGGAAACCUCUAGCGAUAAAUGCACUUUUUGCAGGCAUGAACACAAUUGCUUCUUACAUGGGUCCCUAUCUAAUCACGAAUUUUGUCAAUUUCUUAGCACAAAAACGUGAUGGCUCCAGCCACCUCUACGGACUGUGUCUUGCAUUUAUUUUCUUUUCUGCAAAGACAAUUGAAUCUCUUUCACAGAGACAAUGGUACUUUGGUGCAAGACUGAUUGGAUCCCGAGUCAGGGCAGCUCUCAUGGCAUUAAUUUAUCAGAAAUCCCUCUCAAUCAAAUACGUUGGCCCAAGUAAUGGAAAAAUUGUAAAUUUAAUCAAUGUGGACACUGAGAAGGUUGGUGACUUCUUUUGGUAUGUUCAUGGAGUGUGGUUGCUUCCUAUCCAGGUCUUUCUCGCUCUAAUCAUCUUGUACAGAAACCUUGGCUGGGCCCCCUCUUUUGCUGCACUUCUCACCGCAAUCCUGGUGAUGGUGAGCAACACUCCAUUGGCUACUUUGCAAGAAGGACUCUACUCCAAGAUCAUGGAAGCUAAGGACACGAGAAUCAAAGCUACCUCUGAAACAUUGAGGAGCAUUAGAGUCUUCAAACUGCACUCGUGGGAAACCACCUAUUUGAAGAAACUCCUCAAGCUUAGAGAAGUAGAGAGAAACUGGUUGGAGAGAUGUCUGUAUACACGCUCAGCAAUUGCUUUUCUCUUCUGGGCUUCACCGACUUUGGUCUCAGUCAUCACAUUUGGUGUUUGCAUUAUUGUUAAGACUCCUUUAACAUUCAGUACAGUUCUCUCCGCUCUAGCAACUUUUCGGAUUCUACAGGAACCCAUCUACAAUCUCCCAGAGCUAAUUUCCACAAUUGCUCAGACCAAAGUCUCAAUUGAUCGAAUCCAAGAUUUCAUUGGCCAAGAAGAACAGACGGAACUCAUAGCUAAUUAUAAUGCAAAAGCAUGUGAUGUGGCAAUUGAGCUCGAGGUGGGCGAAUACACUUGGGAAACAAGUAACUCGAACGUAAAUAAACCCACGAUCAGAAUCCCUGAUAAGAUUAAAAUCAUGGAAGGUGAUAAGGUUGCUAUUUGUGGGUCAGUAGGGUCAGGUAAGUCGAGCUUACUGUGUAGCAUACUUGGAGAGAUCCCGAAGAUUUCAGGAGCAGAAAUCAAGGUAUACGGGUCCAAAGCUUACGUCCCACAGAGUGCUUGGAUUCAGACGGGUACAAUUAGAGAGAAUGUUUUGUUCGGUAAGGAAAUGAAGAUGAGUUUCUACGAGGACGUCUUGGAAGGUUGUGCAUUAAAUACGGAUAUUAAGUUGUGGGCUAAUGGAGAUCUGUGUGUAGUGGGAGAAAGAGGAAUUAACCUGAGUGGGGGGCAGAAGCAGAGGAUUCAGCUGGCUCGGGCAAUCUACAGCAGUUCCGACGUCUAUUUGCUUGAUGAUCCUUUCAGCGCAGUGGAUGCACAUACAAGAGCACAUCUCUUCAAGGAAUGUUUACUGCGAUUACUGUCACGGAAAACUGUCAUUUAUGUCACUCAUCAAUUGGAAUUUUUGGAUGCUUCGGAUCUUGUUCUGGUACUGAAAGAUGGGAACAUUGUUCAGCAUGGCAAAUACAAGGAUUUGAUUGCAGAUCCAGAUGGUGAGCUUGUCAGACAGAUGGCAGCCCAUAGUCAAUUUCUACGCCAAGUGAGCCCACCCCAAACACACAGUUCUCUAACCUCUGGAGCCCAGCACAGAAAUCAUGAGCUCACAGAGAAAAAAUUGAAUGAUUCCAAAGGCAAUAGCAAGUUGACAGAAAGAACAAAUCAAGAUGAAACAGAAUCUGGUCGAGUGCAAUGGGGAGUUUACUCAAAGUUUGUGACUUCUGCAUACAAAGGAGCUCUAGUUCCAGUGGUUAUUCUCUUCCAUGUUCUCUUUCAGGGAUUACAGAUAGGCAGCAAUUACUGGAUUGCUUGGGCAACUGAAGAGGAAGGUAAGGUGAGCAAGGAGAAGUUGAUAGGAAUGUUCACCUUGCUGUCUGGCGGGAGCUCCCUCUUCAUCUUGGGAAGGGCAGUCUUGCUCUCAACUGUUGCCAUCAAGACUGCUCAGAAUCUGUACCUGGAUAUGAUCACUUCCAUCUUUCGGGCACCGAUUUCCUUCUUUGACACCACUCAUACCAGCCGAAUUCUCAACAGGUCUUCUACAGAUCAGAGCACAGUGGAUACAGACAUUCCCUACAGACUAGCUGGAUUAGUGUUUGCGGUUAUUCAGCUCUUAAGUAUUAUAUUCCUAAUGUCUUAUGUUGCCUGGCCAGUGCUCCUUCUUUUCCUUGUCAUCAUUGCAAUCUCUGCAUGGUAUCAGGCUUACUACAUCUCCACUGCCAGAGAACUAGCUAGGAUGGUUGCAAGCAGAAUAGCUCCAAUCCUCCACCACUUCACAGAGACAAUUGCCGGGGCAGCAACUAUCCGCAGCUUCAAUCAGGAAGAUAGCUUUCUUGCCAAAAACCUAAGCUUGAUUGAUGAUUUCUCUAGCCUCUCCAUCCAUAAUUCUGCCACAAUGGAAUGGCUAUCUGUUCGAAUCAACUUCCUUUUCAACCUGGGAUUCUUCCUUGUUCUAAUAAUCUUAGUGAACUUGCCAAAGGCAGCCAUUAACCCAAGCUUGGCAGGACUGGCAGUUACCUAUGGUUUGAACCUCAAUGUUAUACAAGCUUGGGUCAUAUGGAACCUGUGUAAUGUUGAGAAUAAGAUGAUCUCAGUUGAGAGAAUUCUUCAAUUCUCUAACAUACCAAGCGAGGCACCACUAGUGAUUGAAGAUUGUAGACCAGCACCUGAAUGGCCAAACAGUGGAACCAUUGAAUUCCAAAACCUCCAUGUUCAAUACAGCCCUGCACUCCCCAUGAUUCUCAAAGGGAUCAACUGCAGAUUCCCAGGAGAGAAGAAGAUUGGAGUUGUUGGCAGGACAGGCAGUGGCAAAUCAACUCUUAUCCAAGCUCUUUUCAGGGUGAUGGAGCCCUCAGAAGGAAGCAUCCUGAUUGAUGGAGUAGAUAUUUGUAAGGUUGGUUUGCAAGAUUUGAGGUCUAGGUUGGGUAUAAUUCCACAAGAUCCAACACUGUUUCAAGGAACAAUCAGAACUAAUCUGGAUCCUCUACAGCAACAUUCGGAUCCAGAAAUCUGGGAGGCUCUAGAUAAAUGUCGUCUUGGGGAGAUAGCAAGGCAAGAUCAAAGGCUUCUUGAUGCACCAGUUGCAGACGAUGGUGGAAAUUGGAGUGUGGGACAGAGGCAGCUUGUUUGCCUGGCUAGGGUGUUACUAAAGAAAAGAAGGAUUAUGGUAUUGGAUGAGGCUACGGCUUCGGUGGAUACAGAAACAGAUAAUGUGAUUCAGAAAACAAUAAGAGAAGAUACAAGCAGUUGCACAGUCAUCACCAUUGCCCACCGAAUACCCACUGUGAUAGACAAUGAUCUGGUCCUUGUUCUUGAUGAAGGAAAAAUUGUAGAGUAUGACUCCCCAACUCAGUUACUGAAAAAUGACUCAUCUGCAUUCUCGAAGUUGGUAAUGGAGUUCUUGACGAGGCCAUCCCAGAGCAAUCAUCAGUAAAUCCAGUUUCAGAAGAUCAAGGAUGGAGACCAUGCACAAAAACUCAUUCCUGUUUAUCCAUAUACCACAAAGAAAACGAUUCCGAAAGGUUGAAAUAGCAUAAAUCUUUAUCAUUGUCCCAAGAAUGCCAACAAGCAUGGCAAUAAAAAGAACCAAUGCAAAAUGUAAAUUCUGUAACUGGUGACAUGGUUUCCAGUUUCCUAAACAACUUGUCUAUACAUUCUGAGCUCCGCCCUUUCUAUA
Nelumbo nucifera (sacred lotus) is the source of this 4920-nucleotide messenger RNA. RefSeq names its product putative ABC transporter C family member 15. NCBI's taxonomy places the organism in Eukaryota, Viridiplantae, Streptophyta, Magnoliopsida, Proteales, Nelumbonaceae. Gene Ontology annotation, cellular component: membrane. Gene Ontology annotation, molecular function: ATP hydrolysis activity; ATP binding; ABC-type transporter activity. The record is from RefSeq and is a predicted model, not a curated record. Gene Ontology annotation, biological process: transmembrane transport.